Molecule: messenger RNA, 2229 nt
Organism: Magnusiomyces paraingens
Lineage: Eukaryota; Fungi; Ascomycota; Dipodascomycetes; Dipodascales; Dipodascaceae
Exons: 1
Coding region: 1-2229 (742 amino acids)
Molecular function (GO): protein binding
Source: RefSeq, a predicted model, not a curated record
AUGCUUUCCAGAUCCUCUCAUAUUUUGAGAGCUGGCAUCAUUUCGCGUGCCAGCCUUUUUACAGCUCGGUCUGUUGUAGGUUCCUCUUCAGUCCGUACGCAGAUUGCCAUUGGCUACAGAGCUGCAUCUACAGCACCCGCCACUGCUACUACUACUACAGCACCCGCCACCUCCACUAAAGCCGAACUUGAUGGUGAAAAUACGGCUUCUGCUCCUAAACAAAAGCGCAUUCGAUCUAGACCCAGAAACCAGUCUUCUGGCUUUAAGAGCAAAUACAAUGGUCCUAUACUAAGCAUUGAUGAAAAGAAGGCUAUCGAUGCCCAGUACGACAAAAUAUACCAAGCUCUCAACGAAAAUAAUCUUGUUGAUGCUUCUAAGUUUUUCCUUGAAUCAUACAAACCUGAGGAAACAUUUUUAUUUAGAAACUUCAAGCAACUUGAGGGCAAGGAAAGACUUCACAUCAAGCUUUUCCACAAGGUUCUUGAGGCACACAAACGUAACGACAAAUUAGAGGGUGUGAUUUCUGUCAGCGACCUUUACUCAAAGUACCUCGAUGGUGGUAUUACUGUUGGGUGGAUGUGCUCUGAAGCUAUUAUUUACGAAAUUUCCAAAGGCCGACCUGAACAAGGUUUAGAACUAUGGGUUAAGUUUAUGGAAUCUAGCAACAAUGUUACCAAUGUUCAAAAUCACGAUAACAAGGAGGCUGCUCAUUCCGCUUUAGCUGCUUACAUUUCUAGUUGCCUUAAAGAAAACACUGAGCCUACUUCUAAGAUUGCUCUAACGCUUGUCCCUCUUAAAACCAUCCCUGAUAACACUGAUAUUACCCGUCUCUUUAGAAAUUGCAACGUCAAGCUUAAUAAUAAUACUAUUAACAAGAUCAAUCAAGGAUUUGAUACUAUUAGAUAUGAGUCUUUAGAUCCCAGCAAUGUUGAUUUUCUCGACAAUCUUCCCAUUGACCAACCUCUUGAGCUUGAAAACAGAUAUGCAGAGUGCAUUAAGAAGUCAGCAGACAGUGGCGUUGCUCUUUCUGAAAGCACAUACGCUCGCUUUAUUUUUUGCUUUGCUGAAUCAAACCGCUUUGACCGUGCUUUUGAGAUUUGGAAGGACCUUGUCAGCAGCGGCAUUUCACCUUCAGUUCAGUCCUGGAAUAUGCUGUUGAAGGCUGCCGCUUUAUCUAACAAGAAGCAGGUUACUUUGAUUGAAGCUCUUCUUAAAAAGAUGAUUGAUUCUGGUGUUAAGCCCAAUUCCGAUACCUAUGGAAUUCUUAUUAACUCAUAUUUCAAAGCUGGGCUCUCUGACACUGCUGUUGAGAUUUACGAGAAACUCGGCGAGGAAAAUAUUCCCGUCAACUUGUACAUUUUCAACAUUAUGCUUAAUGGUCUUUUGAGAUCUGGACAAGAGGAGGCUGCUCGUUCUCUUCUGAAAUCUGGUAUGGACGUUGGUCUUUCUCCAGAUAUUAUUUCCUUCAACACAUUUAUCACUACCUACAUUCGUGAAAAGAAGUACAAGGAGGCUGAAAAGAUUAUCACGCUCAUGAACGAUGUUGGUGUUACUCCUAAUGUUGAAACAUACACAAACAUCAUUGAUACCAUCUAUAAGGUUGCCAAUAAGGAACAGAUUGAUCCUCAUGAGCAAAUUGAAAAGAUUAUUAAGUCGAUGGCCGAGCAAGGUAUUCGUCUUAGUGUGCCUACCAUUACUGCCAUUAUUGAUGGUAUUGCCAAGUCUGGUAACGGCAAUUCAUCCAACCUCCAACUCUACAGACUUAUGCAAAAGAAGCAAUUGAGACCAAACAUCCGAACAUUUACCGCUUUGAUCAACAGUGAGAUUCUUGCUGGUGACAUUGAUCGUGCCACAUUCUUUUUUGAUGAAAUGAAGCAGUAUAAUGUUAUUCAAGCCACCACCAACUACAAUCAGCUUCUUAGAGCCCUCACUCCACGAAACCUCAUUCAAGAAAGCAUGAGGCUUUUCCGUGAUCUCCAACACAGUAAAUACGCAUCACCCAAUGUUUACACCUAUUCAUUUGUUCUUCAGUGUGCUCUCAAUACUAACGACAUGGUUAGUGCAACUGAAGUUCUUGAGGAUUUAGCCCGUCAACCUAAUGACUUCCGUGUGGGCUCUUCUUUAUUGAAAAUUCUUCGCAAGCUUAGUGAUAGAGGUCUCAAGGUUCCUAUUUUCAAAGAUCAAAAGCAGACACCAUAUGCUAAGAAGCUUGCUGAAGAGGAAGUUUAG